UCUAAUAACUUCUUCCUUCCUCCCCCUCUCUCCCUAUCUCUCUCUCUCUCUCUCUCUCUCUCUCUCUGUAAAAAAAAAAAAAAAAGCGAACAAACUACACAAGAAACAAAAAUGGAAAUAGAGCGAAGCCCACCAGAGGUAGCAAAGAAGCUAUGGAACAUAAUACGCGCAGUGUUCUUCAUGUUAAAAACAAGCAUAUCAAAGAGCAAGAUCAUGAUAGAUCUCCACUUAAUGUUCAAACGAGGAAACAAGUUCGCCGGAAAAGCCAUCGGAAACCUCAUCGUCCACCAUUACUCCUCCCUCACUUGCCGCUCCAAUGACGCUCAUCUCUCCUUCAUCUCCCCCAGAGAAUACGAAUUCAGUUGCAGCAACAGUCCGGCUCUCAACUUCUACCCUUUCCACCCCCACAAGCGCAAACACCAUCGGCACUUACCCAAAGCCUACCGUUAUAACGACGUCACCACCGUCGCCGCCGUCCAAAGGGUGCUCGAGAUGCUCAACAACGAGGCCGCGGCGGAGACUGCCGCUGGCGUUGCAGCAUCAUCCCCACUGGUGCUUCCCGGGUUCGGACGAAGCCCCAUGGUGAGGCAGUUGAGGGUGACGGAUUCCCCGUUUCCGUUAAAGGAUGAGGGAGAUAGUAUGGUGGACAAAGAAGCUGAAGAGUUUAUCAAGAGGUUUUAUAAAGAGCUUAAGUCACAGAAAAUAAUGGCUGCCCUCGAAUCACCUUGUCACAACGUGUGGGGAAGAUGAAGCUUAAUUUGCUUAAUUAAUCAGCACGUAAAUUUUGGUUCAUUCGACUGAUAUGAUCAUACAAAACAGUUUGUAUAUGUUUAUACAUGUAUUUUCCUGCGUGAGAAAAUGAAUUAAAUCUUACUUAAUGUUAGUCGUA
Carica papaya (papaya) is the source of this 889-nucleotide messenger RNA. RefSeq names its product cotton fiber protein. The record is from RefSeq and is a predicted model, not a curated record. Lineage: Eukaryota; Viridiplantae; Streptophyta; Magnoliopsida; Brassicales; Caricaceae.